This is a messenger RNA of Juglans microcarpa x Juglans regia, 1678 nucleotides long. RefSeq names its product acyl-coenzyme A oxidase 4, peroxisomal. Gene Ontology annotation, cellular component: peroxisome. Gene Ontology annotation, molecular function: acyl-CoA dehydrogenase activity; flavin adenine dinucleotide binding. Gene Ontology annotation, biological process: fatty acid beta-oxidation. The transcript has 14 exons. Lineage: Eukaryota; Viridiplantae; Streptophyta; Magnoliopsida; Fagales; Juglandaceae. Bases 364 to 1494 code for a protein of 376 amino acids. The record is from RefSeq and is a predicted model, not a curated record.
UUGUUUGUUUCAGAACUCCCUAACCCCCAUCGCAGCUCUGUUUUCCAUUUUUUCUCUUCUACUCCGUCGCCAUGACAAAGCAAGGACCUGUAAUUGCCUCACCAUUGAUCGUAUAAACUUUAAUUGAAUCUUGGAAUUCGUUCUUAGACGGACUUCCAAGUGCCUCUUCUUUGGCCUUUGCUAUUUGAUCGUUUCCUUAAUGAUGAUCUUGAACAAAAUGCAAACACUUCUUAUUUUAAUUUGCCGCCAUUGGGUAUUUCCAUUGCGUUUCCACAAGCAACUCCAGCGUCCAUUUUUCCUCCUUGUGCUUCAGACUAUUAUCAACUUGAUGAUCUACUGACUCCUGAGGAGCAGGCUGUCAGAAUGAAAGUAAGGGCGUGCAUGGAACAAGAAAUAGCUCCAAUAAUGACAGAGUAUUGGGAGAAGGCCAAAUUUCCGUUUCAUGUUAUUCCAAAACUUGGUGCCCUGCGUAUUGCUGGUGGCACAAUCAAGGGUUAUGGUUGUCCUGGUCUCUCCAUUACGGGAAGUGCUCUUGCUACAGCUGAAGUUGCGAGAGUUGAUGCAAGCUGUUCUACUUUCAUAUUGGUGCAUUCAUCUCUGGCAAUGCUCACUAUUGCAUUUUGUGGAUCAGAGGAACAGAAGCAAAAGUAUCUACCAUCUUUGGCACAGCUAAAGACAGUAGGUUGUUGGGCUUUGACUGAGCCUGACAUUGGAAGUGAUGCAAGUGCUUUGAAAACAACAGCAACAAAGGUGGAAGGAGGUUGGAUACUUAAGGGCCAAAAGCGCUGGAUUGGAAACAGUACCUUUGCAGAUUUGUUGGUUAUUUUCGCCAGGAAUACCGCAACAAAUCAGAUAAAUGGAUUUAUAGUAAAGAAGGAUACUCCUGGAUUAACAGCUACAAAAAUAGAAAAUAAAAUUGGCCUGAGGAUUGUUCAAAAUGGAGAUAUUCUCUUGAAGAACGUUUUUAUUGCUGACAAGGACAGGUUACCUGGCGUUGAUUCCUUUCAGGAUACAAACAAGAUUCUCGCUGUUUCACGUGUUAUGGUUGCAUGGCAACCUAUUGGCAUAUCAAUGGGCAUCUAUGAUAUGUGUCACAGGUAUCUGAAGGAGAGGAAACAGUUUGGAGCACCCCUUGCAGCUUUCCAAAUCAACCAACAGAAACUCGUUCAUAUGUUGGGUAAUAUUCAAGCCAUGAUUCUUAUUGGUUGGCGCCUCUGCAAGUUGUAUGAAAGUGGGAAAAUGACUCCAGGUCAAGCUAGCUUGGGGAAGUCAUGGAUCACACUGAAGGCCAGAGAAACUGCUGCUAUUGGACGGGAGUUACUCGGUGGCAACGGCAUUUUGGCUGAUUUUUUAGUUGCAAAGGCAUUCUGCGAUCUGGAACCAAUAUACACAUAUGAAGGCACCUAUGACAUCAACAGCUUGAUCACAGGUAGGGAAAUCACUGGUAUUGCCAGCUUUAAGCCAGCUGCAUCGAGCAAACGAAGCCGUCUGUGAAAUGUGUUUCCUUCUCGCCCUGUUGUUUGGAGACUUGUGUUCCUUUUAUAUGGUGUUAGCCUGGCUGAUUAAGAGACUGUAGUCAAUAAGAAACAGGCCCCUUCCAAAAUUGAAUAACUUACACAAAUGAUGUAUAAUAUAUAUAUGAAGAUGGAAUGAAAUAAAAUGCCGGAAUUUUCUUUCA